AUGGCCGACAAAGCAGCGAGUGUGACGGAGAAAGCCGCGACGGAAGACCUGACGCCGUCGUCGACGAUCCUCGACGGCAUGCGCGUGUACUACGUCAUUGGCGCCGUGGGGUGGCUGGCCUUUGAACUCGGCCGCGCGAGGCUCUACCGCGCGUACUACUGCCGCGAGAACAAAGCCGAGACGACGAACGAGACCGUGACGCGGUGCCACGACGCGACGGUCUUUGGGUGGCUGCGGCUGCUCUUUUGUACCCGCGACGACGCCAUUUUGGCCCACUGCGGCAUGGACACGCUCUUUUUCUUUCGCUUCUUGCGCUUCUGCGAGAAAGUCACAGCGGUGGGCAUUGUGUGCUCGGCCGCGAAUUUCCCCAUCUACUACUACGCCAAGCGCGACUCGCUGGACGCGCUGUAUAUGAUGACGCUCUCCCACUUGGAGACGGACGAGACGUGGCGCUUUGGGUCCACCGUAGCCACUAUGUACUUGGUCUCACUUGCGGCCUGUUUUCUGCUCUGGCAAGAGUACGAAGAGUACAUUCGACGCCGGCACGAGUUCAUGUCGCGGAAACACACGCAGCAGUACACUGUCGUGCUGAAUGGAUUGCCGCCGAACCUGUGCACGCAACAGACGCUUGGCACGUACCUCGAGCUGCUAUUCCCCAAGUCCGUGUUGCACGUCUACGUGGCUCUCGAGUGCCACAAUCUGGAGAAACUUGUUGCAGAGCGCGUGAAAGUGUGCGCGAAGCUGGAACAUGUGCUGGCGCAAAGUGCGAAAACCGGAGACCGCGUGCUGACAAGUGUAAAGACAAAUAUACUGCAAAGAGGAGAGCAGGUCGAUGCAGUGGAGCUGUACCAAGAGCAGCUGAAGCAACUGAACGAUGCCGUGGAGAAGGAGAUGAACUCGAUCUUGCGAAGCCAAGCAGUUGUAACUCGACAUCUUGUGGAGUCGAGCACGGACGACGACGGACGUGGUUUUAAUCCGAACGUCGACUCGUCGAGUUACCUCAAUUGUUCGUUCAAGGAAGACGACUUGGACGCCGAUGCAGUGGAAUCGUUGUACAUCAAAGGACUCAAGCGACAGGAUAAGAAGGGACUUGGGAUCAUGCGACCGGCAGGGUUUGUCACUUUUCGGAGUCUCAAGGCAGCUCAGUCGUGCACUCAGAUCCUGCAAAGUGCCGACCCUACAAAGAUGCACGUAGAGCCUGCUGAUCAUGCGGACGACGUGGUGUGGCCGAACAUUGGGCUGUCCAAGAACAUCAAGGACACGUGGUUCAUGAUCUCGAUGGGUGUUAGUACUGCUAUCAUUUUGCUUUGGACAGUACCUACAGGUAUCGUGGUGUCGUUUGCCAAAGUCGACUCGCUCGAGAACCAGUGGUCUUGGCUCGCGCGGGUGGUUCGAGACUAUCCGUGGGUCAAGUCGUUGCUGGAGCAGAUUUCUCCGCUGAUGCUAUCCAUCAUGACAGCUCUGGCCCCGAUCAUUUUUGGAUUUCUGUCGAAGCGUGAAGGCCAUGCUUUUGCCACUCAGGUGGAUGCCUCGCUGCUCAACAAGUUGGUGAUCUACCAGAUUUACGUGACGUUCUUGCUGCCCAUUAUUGGUGGUGUCGUCAUUGACGCUGUCAUUGGAUCGGGUGACUCGGAUCUUACGGACGUGAGUGCGAUUCUCACCAUCAUCAGCGACUCGGUUGCAGUCCAGUCGUCUUUCUUCAUCACGUAUCUUCUAGUCAAGACCGGGCUCAAUUUGACAUUGGUGCUGCUACGUGUGGUUCCCAUCAUCAAGGCUGCUAUCUAUGAAGUCUUUGCCCCCAAGCUCACACCACGCGAACGCUCGUCCGCAUGGCUCGGUCUCAAUUCGCUGGCGCACCCUGGGAAUUUCGGCGCGUCGGACCAGGUGUCCGAGUACUUUCUGGUGCUGAUGCUCGUGCUGGUGUUCUGCGCCAUUGCGCCCAUUCUCAACUACUUUGCGAUGGCUUACUUGCUGCUGUCGGACCUCGUGUACCGAUGGGCAGCCAUGUGUGUGCACGACCCGUCCACGAAUACGUCGGGCACGUUCUUCCCGUCGCUGUACCGAUUCAUCGUCGGUGCCCUCAUGUUCGCUCAGAUCAUCAUGGCAUCGGUGCUGGCUACGAAACAAGUGGCGCUAGCAGCGUCGUUCUCGAUCGCGUUACCGUUCCUUACGUUGGCGUUCCACCUGUUCGUGUCGUCGCGCUAUCCAGCCAUCGCUCGGAACCUUCCGCUCGACCACGCCGUGAUGAUCGACUCGCGUCGUUCGCGUCAAAUGAACGACUUGGAGCAAGUGCUGGAGGAUAUGUACAAGCAGCCGGCAAUGCUCGAGCGCGGCCCAUUGGAGCCAGACUACCAGGGACUAUGCAGCGACCCUAACGCGGAAAACCAACUCGCGUCACCGCCGCCUGUCGGGUUUCGGUCUCAAGACAAGCAGGCGUACCUGCCGAAAUACACUCAAGGAGGCAGCCACCCGCGUUUCAUCGGGAACAUCCCGGGGGCCGACAAGCAGGAGCAGCGCCACCACAAUUCGACUGGCGGUCUCGUAUAA
Molecule: messenger RNA, 2547 nt
Organism: Hyaloperonospora brassicae
Lineage: Eukaryota; Oomycota; Peronosporomycetes; Peronosporales; Peronosporaceae
Source: the annotation of a GenBank genome assembly